GGAAAAACUAAUUAUUCAGAACAAAACACUUAACGAAAAACUAAAUAAUUAAUUAAAAAAAGGUUUUUCUUUUUUCCCACUCACUUUCUCUUGAAAACUUCCCGAGAAACAAACGACGAACAGGCAUGGAGUCGACGCCCGUGAACUGGGAAGCUCUGGACGCACUGGUUAUCGAUUUUGCGAAAUCAGAGAACUUAUUGGAAGAAUCGUCUGUAUCGUCUCCAUUAUCUUCUCCGAAUUCGUCUUCAUCUUCUGUCUCUCUGUCCUCUUCGUCUUAUCACUCGAGAUUGAUCAUUCGCCAGAUCAGACGUUCGUUAGAGGCUGGUGACAUUGACUCUGCGAUUGACCUCCUCCGGUCCCAUGCGUCUUCCAUUCUUGAAGAUCACCGGCUUCUCUUCCGGUUGCAGAAGCAGAAAUUUAUUGAGUUGUUGAGGAGAGGAACCAUAGAGGAUCGAGAAUCGGCGAUAAAUUGCUUGAGGACGGCUCUCGCACCUUGUGCUCUUGAUGCUUAUCCGGAAGCUUAUGAGGAAUUCAAACAUGUUCUUCUUGCCUUUAUAUAUGACAAAGAUGAUCAGACUUCUCCAGUAGCAAAUGAGUGGGCAGAAAGAAGGAGGUUUGAAAUUGCUGGAUUAAUGUCAUCUGUCUUAAGAGCUCAUUUACAUGCGUAUGAUCCAGUUUUUUCGAUGACAUUAAGAUAUUUGAUAAGCAUACACAAAGGAUAUUGCUUUCAUCAGGGACUUCUUUCACCCAUAUCAGAUCUUACUGAGAGGUUACUGCUUGAGGAACGGGACCCCCCCGCAACUCCACAGGAGAGUUCAUAUGAAGCACCUCCUUUUGAUGAGGUGGACAUACAAGCCCUUGCGCAUGCUGUAAAGAUUACAAGACAAGGAGCUGUAGAAAGCUUGAGAUUCACUCGGGGUGAUCUAUUUCAGGCGUUUCAGAAUGAGUUAUGCCAGAUGAGAUUGGAUGUUUCUGUGCUCGAUGAACUUGUUCGUGAAUAUUGUGUUUAUAGGGGUUUUAUUGAUUCCACUCUUGCAUCUUCUUCUGGAAUGCAAACCCCUUCCAAAUCUCUGAAAGUUAACCAACCAGAAUCUGGUUGUUCAUCAAGGAACUGCUCCCUUGAAGUGGAUUGUAGUACAAGUAAACAUUCAGAUGGUGAAGCUUCCAUUAGUAAUACUAAUGUGGAUGCUUCUCCCGAAAAUAAUACUGAUGUGACCAGCAUGCAAGGUACCGAUGUUGAACUACGAUUUGCUGGUGAGCCAAUGGGCAGUCAUGAAGAUUGUAGCACUAGUGGUUCACAUCAGCCUGAAAGUUCGAAAGUUCUGAGGAACAGAGGCAACGGAACUGGAGAAAGGAAUAAACGUAAGAGGUGGAGGGGAAGGCAUGAUGACUUUGGUUAUGUUCCUGAUGUUUCUCACAAUGGAUGUGAUAAGCAAGUACGUGGCUCUUCUUCUAAAAUGUCAAAGGAACAACAGGCCAUGGAAAAUCAUAUCAUUUUUUAUUAUAAUCAUAAGGAUGAUAAAUAUGAAAUUCUACUGGGGAUGAAGGAGCUAGCUAGCAGAGGAAUGGCUGCUGAGGCUGUUGAAGAAGUUAAUACUAUGGAUCCAGACUUUUUUGUGCAAAAUCCUGUUCUGUUAUUCCAACUUAAGCAGGUUGAAUUCCUUAAGCUAGUCAGCUCUGGUGAUCAUUCUGCUGCUCUAAAGGUUGCAAGCUCCCACUUGGGUCCUUUAGCAGCUAGACAUCCUGAUUUGUUAAAGCCUUUAAAAGAGACUUUGUUGGCAUUGCUCCGACCUAAUGACCAUGCACUUGUAAAGGGCUUCCCUUUAUUUGCUAUUGCAACUUCACUCCAGGUUGCCAUUGGUCAAAGGCUUGGUAUUGAAGAACCGCAGCUUAUGAAGAUAAUAAGAGCUACCCUUCACACUCAUAGUGAAUGGUUUAAACUUCAAAUGUGUAAAGAUCGCUUUGAAGGUCUUCUGAGGAUUGAUUCAUUGAAGGAAGUUAAUACUUCUUUCCUUGCUGCUACGGCUGUCAUGUCCAAGUCAAACGGAGACAGUUGUACCCAAGCAUCUUCCCAACUCACAACAUCUUCAAAUGCCAGGCUUUCGGAAGAUGGUAGCAGCCCAUCUCAAGUGUCUUCUGGAGAUGUUGUCUGUGAUGAAAAUGCAAUACUCAAAGUAAUGGAAUUUCUGGAUCUGCCGAGGGCUGAUGCCAUCCACCUACUUGCUCAAUAUAACGGCAAUGCUGAGACUGUCAUACAGCAAAUAUUUGCAUAGGUAAAAUUGUAAUACAUAACUUCAGUGAAACUGGUUGCCAUUUGUUUACUUAUUUUAGAAUGUCGUUUCAUUCGGCGUUGUGCAAUAGACUAUCGUUGUAAUUAUCAUACCAUCGCCUCACGUCCAUGGGAAAAUUCUGGUGCGGCACCAGAAACAUUGUCUGUUGUUUCUGUUGUACAUCAUGUUUAGUAUUCUUUGUGAACAAGAUCAAGAGAAAAAAGGUAGGAGAAAGCGGCAUUUGACGCAAAGCAAAUUAUUGAUUGGUUCGAUAAGUUUGUUAUAUUAUUUUUAUUUUAUA
This is a messenger RNA of Mangifera indica (mango), 2571 nucleotides long. RefSeq lists its product as uncharacterized. Lineage: Eukaryota; Viridiplantae; Streptophyta; Magnoliopsida; Sapindales; Anacardiaceae. Gene Ontology annotation, biological process: proteasome-mediated ubiquitin-dependent protein catabolic process. The transcript is spliced from 12 exons. The coding region runs from base 126 to 2273 and encodes 715 amino acids. The record is from RefSeq and is a predicted model, not a curated record. Gene Ontology annotation, cellular component: nucleus; cytoplasm.